Messenger RNA from Mytilus californianus (California mussel), 891 nucleotides. Its product is annotated as CD209 antigen-like protein C. The record is from RefSeq and is a predicted model, not a curated record. NCBI's taxonomy places the organism in Eukaryota, Metazoa, Mollusca, Bivalvia, Mytilida, Mytilidae. The transcript has 4 exons. Gene Ontology annotation, molecular function: signaling receptor activity. Bases 48 to 866 code for a protein of 272 amino acids.
AUGUCACACACGACAUUUCUAUGAAUCUAGCAUUUUCAUGAAAUACCAUGCCACUGCAACUUUCUUUUUCCAAAUCUUAUAUGAAGAGGAUAUUAUUAAUGAGUGUUUUCGUCAUCGCAUUUGCCUCAGCGAAUGAGAAACGUUUUAUUAACUCCUCAAAUGAUGGAAAAAGUAAUCCUCUUCUCUGGAUGAUUAUUAAUCAAAUAUCAGGAAUUGAUUCAAAAAUUACUAAGUUGCAAGAUAAGGACGAGCAAAUGAAUAAACAGAUUUCAGAAUUAAAUCACCAAGUUAGCAGUGUCUAUGUUAAAGUUAUUUCAAAAAUUAAAACAGAGAUUAAGAAUCUUCAAAAAAAACAUACCAAUGAUGAUGGAAGAACAAAACAAAUUCUUAAACUGACGGGAGACGUUAACAAAUUAAAACUCAAAGUCAAGAAGCCAUGCGAAUCUGGAUGGACAUUGUUCGGAAAUCAUUGCUACAUGUUUGAACUUUCGAAAGUGUCUUGGCACGCGGCAAAGAAAGAAUGUGAGCGUAGACUGGGCCAUUUAGUAAAGAUUGAAACUUCGGUGGAGAAUUCAUUUUUGACAUCAAUGGUAACGGCAUAUGGAAGGGGAAACAAAGAUUUUUGGAUAGGUUUGAACGACUUAACCAGAGAAGGAUGGUACACCUGGAUAUCUGAUUACUCAACUGUUACAUACACCGACUGGCUUUCUGGAAAUCCGGACAAUUCUCAUGGGAUUGAGGACUGUUGUGAAAUACGUGGAUCCAACUGGAAUGAUGUAGACUGUUCAAUGUCAUAUAGCUUUAUAUGUGAGAAACAAGCACAGAUUGAUAUCACCACUGGCAAAAGACAUGACACGAUUAGAUAAAGCAAUACAUUUUCAAAGAAAGAAA